AUGGAAGGGAAAGACGUGACAUUUCAAUUAAACGAAACAAAAGAUAUAACAUGCUAUUCACCAGUUAUGGUAACAACAAAUGGGAUAUGGCAAAGUGAUAACCCUUUUAACUAUGCUCUCCCCGUCUUCAUCCUCCAAAUAAUUUUAGUUGUGACUGUCACCCGUUUAUUCGUCUUCAUACUCAAGCCUGUUCGUCAGCCACGUGUCAUUGCUGAAAUCAUGGGAGGCAUAGUGUUGGGUCCUUCGGUUCUUGGACGAAACAAAGCAUUUUCUGAAGCAGUGUUUCCUCUAAGAAGUGUGAUCAUAACAGAAGCAAUGGCAAAUAUUGGUCUUCUUUUGUUUACCUUCUUGGUGGGAGUGGGAAUGGACACUUCUUCAUUAAAACGCAUUGGUAGAAAAGCAGUGACAAUAGCAUUUGCUGGUAUGGUCUUGCCUUUUGCAAUUGGAGGUGUCUUCUCUUUCUUUUUCAUCAAACUCACUGAUAAUGACAAGAACAAAGGUGCUUACAUCAUAUUCCUUGGUGUUGUUCUCUCUAUCACUGCAUUUCCUGUUCUUGCUAGAAUCCUUGCAGAGCUCAAACUCGUCAACACAGAGAUUGGACGAGUUGCUCUUUCAUCUGCAAUCAUUAAUGACAUGUUUUCUUGGGUGCUCUUGGCUAUAUCCAUUACUAUGAUAGAGCAUGAAAAACCUUCUUUGACUUCCUUGAUGAUUUUAUUGUCAAGUGCAGCAUUUGUGGCUUUUAAUAUUUUUGCUGUGAGGCCUAUGAUCUUAUGGAUAAUAAGGAACACCCCAGAAGGUGAAACAUUCAGUGAUUUCCAUAUUUGUAUGAUAUUAGCUGGUGUCAUGAUCUCAGGUUUCAUCACUGAUGCUAUUGGAACCCAUUCAAUUUUGGGAGCUUUUAUAUUUGGUUUGACAAUCCCAAAUGGGCCACUUGGACUUGCACUUGCUGAAAGGCUUGAAGACUUUAGUUCAGGACUUCUGCUCCCUCUAUUUUUUGCAAAUAGUGGGCUAAAGACUGAUUUAAGACUCAUCAAAGGGAUCAAUGCAUGGGUAAUUUUGAUCUUGCUUGUUGUUCUAUCUUGCGUUGGCAAAGUCGUUGGAACUUUAGCCGUUGCAGUCACUUAUCAAAUGUCAAUUAGUGAAGGAGCAGUCCUUGGCUUGCUCAUGAACACAAAAGGCCUUGUUGAAGUUAUCGUCCUUAACAUUGGCAAGGACCAGAAGGUUUUGACAGAAGAAUCAUUUGCAUCCAUGAUGAUUAUAACAGUACUAAUGACCGGAAUAAUUGUACCUGGGAUAUCAUUUAUAUAUAAACCAUCAAAGGGGCUCAUAUCAUACAAAAGAAGAACGAUUCAGAUGUCAAAAACAGAUGCAGAGUUUAGAAUUCUUGGGUGUAUCCAUACCCCUAGAAAUGUGCCAACAAUAAUUAACCUCCUUGAAGCCUCAAAUCCGACAAAGAAGUCCCCGAUAUGCAUUUAUGUGGUCCACUUGGUGGAACUUACUGGUCGAACAUCUGCAAUGCUCGUUGUUCAUAACCCUACAAAAUCAGACCACAACGGCUUUAAUAGAACUCAAGCUCAAACAAACCAUAUAAUCAACGCCUUUGAAAACUAUGAGCAACAUGCUGAUUACAUCUCUAUCCAGCCCUUGACUGCAGUGUCCCCUUAUUCCACAAUGCAUGAGGACAUAUGCAACUUGGCUCGAGACAAGCUUGUUGCCUUAAUAAUCAUUCCUUUUCAUAAACAACAAACAGUUGAUGGUGCAAUGGAAGCUACAAACACUGCAUUUCGCAAUGUAAACCAAAAUGUACUAAACUAUGCACCUUGCUCAGUUGGGAUUCUAGUAGAUAGAGGCUUAAAUGGCUCUAACCAUUUGGCUUCAGAUCAAUUGUCUCAUCAUGUAGCUGUGUUGUUUUUUGGAGGACCUGAUGACAGAGAAGCAUUGAGCUAUGGAUGGAGGAUGUCAGAACAUCCAGGGAUAAACCUCACUGUGAUGCGUUUUGUUUCAGGGGAAGAAGUGACGCAUCAUAGUGUCCACCCAAAUGAACCAAAGGAAUUGAGAGUGGAAACAGAUAAGGAUAUAGAGAAGCAAAUUGAUGAAAAGCUUAUACAUUGGUUUAGAAUGAGUCAUGUAGAUGAUGAUUCAGUUACUUUUGUUGAGAAGAUUGUUAACAAUGGGGAGCAAACAGUGGCAGCAAUAAGGUCAAUGGAUGAUGUUCACGACCUUUUCAUAGUUGGUAGAGGCCAAGGAAUGAUAUCACCACUCACUGCAGGACUUACUGAUUGGAGUGAAUGUCCAGAGUUAGGAGCAAUUGGGGAUUUUUUAGCUUCAUCAGAUUUUGCAGCCACUGCUUCAGUGUUGGUAGUGCAACAAUAUGUUGGCGCAGAAUUAGAAGAAGAUGGAUUUGUAACAACACCAAACAAUGCAAUGGCUACAAAUGAAGAAUAUGUCAGUCAGAUUAACCAUCAUUCAGCAACAAGAAUGGGACAUAAUCUGUGCAAUACAGAACACUUGAGUUCUCAGUGA
Molecule: messenger RNA, 2523 nt
Organism: Abrus precatorius (Indian licorice)
Lineage: Eukaryota; Viridiplantae; Streptophyta; Magnoliopsida; Fabales; Fabaceae
Product: cation/H(+) antiporter 15-like
Exons: 3
Coding region: 1-2523 (840 amino acids)
Biological process (GO): proton transmembrane transport; regulation of pH
Cellular component (GO): endomembrane system; membrane
Molecular function (GO): antiporter activity
Source: RefSeq, a predicted model, not a curated record